GUUUCAAAGGUUACGUCUGUAGCUUUGAAUGUUUGUAUUGCUGGAGGCUAGCUGGCUGGCGUGUCGCCGCGUCAUCCGCCACAAUGCAAAUGAUGGUGUUUCAUUGAAUCAAAGCCUCAACUAUGGGGGUCUAAUCUGAAUUUUCACAAAGAUUUGCAUUAUUGGCACCAGAUUUUUUUGUUCUUAUCACCCAAAAAUAUCUUCUUUUUUAAUUCUCCUCUGCAACCAAACUCAGUUCACCAUCGUUUUUUGGUUGCCGGAAAUGGAGAACGCUUUGCUGCACCAGAUGGUUCCUCAUCAGUUUUUGGAUGAAGAUGGAGCUAGGGCCGAGAUGGGAUGCGGAAAUUAUGGGUGCUCGCACUAUAUGAGGAGAUGCAAGAUCAGAGCUCCGUGCUGUGAUGAGAUAUUCGAUUGCAGACACUGCCACAAUGAAGCAAAGAAUUCUUUAGAAGUUGAUCCACUCAAGCGGCAUGACAUUCCUCGACAUGAAAUCAAAAGGGUCAUUUGUUCCUUGUGCAACACUGAGCAAGAUGUCCAACAAAGAUGCAUCCAAUGCAGGGUUUCUAUGGGGAAGUACUAUUGCUCAAAGUGCAAUUUCUUUGAUGAUGAUGUUUCGAAGAAUCAAUAUCACUGUGACAAAUGUGGAAUCUGCAGAACGGGAGGCAAAGAAAAUUUCUUUCACUGUAAUACAUGUGGAUGUUGCUACUCGAAUUUGAUGAAGGAUUCACAUAUUUGUAUAGAAAAAGCAAUGCACCACAACUGCCCAGUUUGCUUUGAGUUUGUUUUUGACACCACGAAAAAUAUUACUGUUUUGCCUUGUGGGCACACUAUGCAUCUUGAAUGUGUGAUGGAGAUGGAAAGGCAUUAUCAGUAUGCUUGUCCUGUUUGCUCGAAAUCAUUUUGUGACAUGUCCCGGGUAUGGGAAACGCUUGAUGAGGAGGUUGCCUUGACACCUAUGCCGGAGAUGUAUCAAAAUAAGAUGGUCUCGAUCCUUUGCAACGACUGUGGGAAUUCAUCUGAGACUAAGUUCCACAUUCUGGCGCACAAGUGCCAUAACUGCAAAUCCUACAACACAAGGCAAACGAGAGAAGGCGCCACCACUUCAUGCUCAUCUAGGGUCACCGGAGUUGUUAGAGGAUAAACCUCGAUUUCUUAGAUGAGGCUCGAGAGCAGAAUAUCCAAGAAGCAAAAUCAUUAUUCCAGACAUCGCAUCCUUCAUUCUUUCUGGUCUAUUCGCUCCAUCUUCCAUCGGGGAGCAUCAUCAAGCACGUUAGCACGGCCAUCAUUGUACCAUUUAUGUGCAUAUCGGGUAAUGGAUCGAUAUCUUUUGCUAAUUAUAGUUUCCAAUCCCCAAUAAUAUUAUAAAAGCCAGUCUGUUCUUCUUUCUUAGAAAUAUAACCAUCACAUGCUGCUUUUGCAUCUUGCUCAGUCUUAAUUACGUGUGGAGCUUUAUAUUUAAA
This is a messenger RNA of Ipomoea nil (Japanese morning glory), 1460 nucleotides long. Its product is annotated as E3 ubiquitin-protein ligase MIEL1-like. Gene Ontology annotation, biological process: ubiquitin-dependent protein catabolic process; protein ubiquitination. The record is from RefSeq and is a predicted model, not a curated record. Bases 263 to 1141 code for a protein of 292 amino acids. Lineage: Eukaryota; Viridiplantae; Streptophyta; Magnoliopsida; Solanales; Convolvulaceae. Gene Ontology annotation, molecular function: ubiquitin protein ligase activity; zinc ion binding. Gene Ontology annotation, cellular component: nucleus. The transcript has 12 exons.